This is a messenger RNA of Rhipicephalus sanguineus (brown dog tick), 357 nucleotides long. RefSeq lists its product as uncharacterized. The record is from RefSeq and is a predicted model, not a curated record. Bases 1 to 357 code for a protein of 118 amino acids. The transcript has a single exon. Lineage: Eukaryota; Metazoa; Arthropoda; Arachnida; Ixodida; Ixodidae.
AUGGGUAUAGCAGCGUCGGCGACGGAUACGACGGCGACCCCCUGGACUCCUCCGGACGCGGCAGCCAUGAACGAGAUCGCGCCGCCGCCUCCACCACCUACGCAUCAGCCCAGGCUAAAGUGCGACUUGUGCUCGCUUCGGCAGUCGUCACGUGAGGCACUUUUCUCGGGUUCGCCGCCACCUCCGUCGCGCUUCUCAUCGCCGCCAACGCCAUGUACUUCAUCUUCAUCCCGGGCCUGGGCACGUCUUCCAUCUCCACCGCCAUGCACGAGUCCGAUCAACGACCUCGGCUACCACUGUGGCACGGCAGUGUCAGCACCAGGGCGGGUUCUUCCACUUCACCUGCCUGCCCCUUGA